Molecule: messenger RNA, 2514 nt
Organism: Cervus elaphus (red deer)
Lineage: Eukaryota; Metazoa; Chordata; Mammalia; Artiodactyla; Cervidae
Gene: SNX12
Product: sorting nexin 12
Exons: 5
Coding region: 93-827 (244 amino acids)
Biological process (GO): late endosome to Golgi transport; endocytic recycling
Cellular component (GO): retromer complex; early endosome membrane
Molecular function (GO): phosphatidylinositol-3-phosphate binding
Source: RefSeq, a predicted model, not a curated record
UUGCAAGCGGGAGGGGCCGUGCGCGCUCUCUGUCUUCGGCCUCUGUCCCCCCCACCCCCCCUUUCCCCGGUCUGGCUCUCUCCUUCGGAAAGAUGUCGGACACGGCAGUAGCUGACACUCGGCGCCUUAACUCGAAGCCGCAGGACCUCACCGACGCUUACGGGCCUCCGAGUAACUUCCUGGAGAUCGACAUCUUUAAUCCACAGACGGUGGGCGUGGGCCGCGCGCGCUUCACCACCUAUGAGGUUCGCAUGCGGACAAACCUACCUAUCUUCAAGCUGAAGGAGUCCUGUGUACGACGGCGCUACAGUGACUUUGAAUGGCUAAAAAAUGAGCUGGAGCGAGAUAGUAAGAUUGUAGUACCACCACUCCCUGGGAAAGCCUUGAAGCGGCAGCUCCCUUUCCGAGGAGACGAAGGGAUCUUUGAGGAGUCCUUUAUUGAAGAAAGGAGGCAGGGCCUGGAACAGUUUAUUAACAAAAUUGCUGGGCACCCACUGGCUCAGAACGAACGCUGCCUACACAUGUUCCUGCAGGAGGAGGCAAUUGACAGGAACUACGUCCCUGGGAAGACCACCUCUGCCUACUGUCCAGCUUUGGGAUGGAAGUCAUGGCCCCAUGAUGGGCUCCCAGGGGAAGAGCACCACUUUUCCAGAAGAGCUUACCAGAUCAGAGACUGUGGAAGUAUUCCAUGCUUCUGGAAACUUAGAUCCAAGAAACUUUCGUCCCUUCCCCGCCUUUCUUGUUCCCUUUUUCCCACGGUUAGAUUUUCUCCAGGCCUGUCUACAUUCUCUGCCUGUGGUCCCUGCCCCGCCCCAACCUCUUCCUAAUCCUGUGCCUCAUAAUUUCUUGGUGGCCCUGGGAGAGGCAGAAGGGGGAUUCCCCCUUCCUUCUAUGUAUCCAGAACUCCCCAUUGAUUUUUAAUUACCAGGGUUGCAGGAGCCAUUGAUCUCAUUGGUUAUAUAUUUUUCAGGCCAUUUCUUGGUGGUGCCUUCUGACCCAACCUUCUCCCUGCCUGAGACCUGUGGACCCAGCCCUCUUGCAGACACACACAUGUGAGACGUGUGUCAUGUCUGCAUCCUCUCGGGGUGGAACUGCUCUGUGCGGUCAUGCCUGUCUCUGACUAUCCUGCUUUCCACACUGGGGCUGUUGACCUUGGGGCCAGUGGAGGGUGUGACCAGGUCCUUUUAUCCUCUGUGUUUCAUUAGGCAUUCAUCUGGCCAACCAGGGGAUCCUCUUCAUCCGGGCUCUGGAACAAGUGGUUGCCACAGCCUGGAGCAGCAGACUAAGGGUUGCAUUUGCUGUUUUAGCAGCCUCUGAGCUUCCUGCCCAGAGCUCCCCACAGGCCUGCGUGUUUCCCCUAGGACUUGUCCCUUUCUCCAGGCUGCCGUGUCGGGGGGUCAGUGGGCAGAGAUAGUGGUUUGAGGUUCAGAGCUCUUUAAGGUUGAGGAGAAAGAGCUGUCAGGAAACUCUUGUCUCACUGGAGGACUGGGGUGAAGGUGGGAAUCCCAGCGGAGGGAGAGCAGGCAGCGGCCUCAGCUAGGACUCAAGACUUCAGGGACUUACUCCCUUUCCUCACACACCUCAGCUGCAACUCUCUGCUCCUCUCCUCCCACUGCUUUUUACUUUUUGCUACGUCCCCCUUUCCCUUGCCAUUUUUUGCCCCUAGAAAAGUCUGAUAUUUAGCUCAGGCCAAACCUUCUUAUAGAAAGGCAGCCUUGGGCAAAAGUGGCCUGAGACCUGGAGGUGGCAGUGCUUGAGGGUUUGCUCCAGCUGGCAAGGCCUCGACUGCUUAUUGCCUCUGCUUUCCCUCGCCUGGUAUGGCAGGGCACUCUGGCCCAUUCAGGGGGCUCCCUUGCCCACACGAGUCACCUGCAGGCUUUAAUCUUUCAUUGCUGGAUUUGGCGUGGGGUGUUCCUGGCUGGCUCCUCCUCACACCUCCCAUCAUUCAGAGUAGCUGUUGACCCUGCAGAUGUGGCCCCCAGAAUGGGACUGGAGGACACAGCUGAGAGGCUAAAGUUAGGGACAGUUAGCUGAGGUUCACGUUUUCUCCUUUUUCCUUUUUUUUUUUUUUUUUUUGAGAGCCAAAAACCCAGCUUGAAUUCUGCUGCUGUAUUCAUGGUUAUAAGCUUUCCAUGCCUAGGUUCUGGGAAAUUUAUCUAUGCAUGUAUAUUUUUAAACAUUGUUUCCUGGGUACUGGGCAUGUGCCUGUCUGAGCCCCAGGCCCAUCUGUCCACACCCCACCAUCCACUCUGUUUGUCUCUUCCUUGGUUCCUAGAGCCUAGAACUAGAGCCCAUCAUCAGCUGUUCUCUUCUGCCAGGAAAUGUAGUUUAAAAAUGGCUAAAAAUGAUAGAGGGCGGGAGCUUGAUAGAUAGAAUCUUUUCCUUGUUUUCUUAUUUGUUUCUGUUUUGGAAAUGAAAGGGGGAUUUAAAUGGUCAUUUGAAUUCUCUUUUCUAAAUAAAGGUUUACCUUCCCCCCCAAAAAAAAAUUUGAUUCUAGCUUGAUUUCAUCUUGUG